Molecule: messenger RNA, 3642 nt
Organism: Columba livia (rock pigeon)
Lineage: Eukaryota; Metazoa; Chordata; Aves; Columbiformes; Columbidae
Gene: SAMHD1
Product: SAM and HD domain containing deoxynucleoside triphosphate triphosphohydrolase 1
Exons: 16
Coding region: 28-1851 (607 amino acids)
Biological process (GO): dGTP catabolic process; defense response to virus; regulation of innate immune response
Cellular component (GO): nucleus
Molecular function (GO): dGTPase activity
Source: RefSeq, a predicted model, not a curated record
GAGCGGGCGCUGCGCGUGCGCGGCGGGAUGGGCAGCCCGGCGGGCUGGCGCGCGCCUCCCGCCAAGCGGGCGCGGCACGAGAGCGGCCCCGCGGCCAUGGGCGAUCGCUGCGACCCGCGGCGCUGGGACACCGAGCGGCUCUGCCAGCACCUCUCGCAGUGCGGCCUGGGCGAGCCCGACCUGCUGCGCCGCUUCCGAGAGAGCGGAGUGACCGGGAGCAUGCUGCUGGACCUGCCGGCCUGCGCCCUCGAGAUCGCCCGCGUCUGCCGCCCUGCGGAGAGACUGAAGGUGCUGGCGUGUCUGAACAACCUGCACCAGCAGCUGAUGGACGAGAAGAAGGUUUUCAACGAUCCCAUUCAUGGGCACAUUGAGAUACAUCCCCUUCUUGUCCGCAUCAUCGACACACCUCAGUUUCAGCGCCUCCGAUACAUUAAGCAGCUGGGUGGCACUUACUUUGUGUUUCCAGGAGCCUCUCACAACCGCUUUGAACACUCCAUAGGAGUGGGUUACCUGGCAGGAUGCCUGGUUCGUGAGCUGAAGGAGAGACAACCAGAACUGGGUAUAACCCAGCGAGACAUCCUCUGUGUAGAAAUCGCUGGGCUUUGUCAUGAUUUGGGUCAUGGGCCAUUUUCACACAUGUUUGAUGGAAGAUUUAUUCCACUCACUCGUCCGGAUUUGAAAUGGAAGCAUGAAACUGCUUCUGUUAAAAUGUUUGAGCACCUGAUUGCUUCCAAUAACCUAGAAGAAGUCAUGGAGGACUAUCAUCUUGUCCUGAAAGAAGACAUGAUCUUCAUCAAGGAACAAAUAGGAGGGCCUAUAGAUGAAACUGCUUCUGACAAUCCGUGGCCGUACCGUGGGCGACCGAAGGAGAAAGGUUUCCUGUAUGAAAUAGUGGCUAACAAAAAAAAUGGCAUUGACGUUGACAAAUGGGAUUAUUUCGCAAGGGAUUGCCAUCACCUAGGAAUCCAGAAUAACUUUGAUUAUAAACGAUUACUUAAACUCAUCCGGGUCUGCGAAACGGAAAACCAGAAGGUUAUCUGUACCCGAGACAAGGAAGCUGAAAAUUUGUAUGAUAUGUUCAACACACGGCAUCUGCUGCACCGGCGAGCGUACCAGCACAAGGUUGGCAACGUCAUUGAAAUAAUGAUUACAGAAGCCUUUCAAAAAGCAGACAAAUAUUGGAAAAUAGAGGGCUCUGGAGGAAGAUUGUACCAGAUUUCUACAGCAAUGGAGGACAUGGAAGCCUACACUAAGCUAACUGAUAACAUCUACCUGGAGAUUCUGCACUCGACUAGUCCAGAACUGGAGGAGGCACGAGAAAUUCUGCAUAAAAUACAACGACGUGAACUAUACAAGUUUUUAGGAGAGACUCGACCUGAAUCAAAGGACGUUUCAAAGAAUAAUGAACUGAAGGAGAGUUUUGCUAAAUCCAAGCCAAAAGUGAAUCCUCCAGAUGUGGAGAUAAAGGCCGAAGACAUCAUAGUUGAUGUUAUCAAUAUGGAUUAUGGAAUGAAGGAUCAGAAUCCCAUUGACAAAGUUCGCUUCUUUUGCAAGGGUCGUUCUUACAAGACCAUUACAAUCAACGAAGAUCAGGUUUCAAGGAUUUUACCCAAGACGUUUUCAGAGCAGGUUAUCCGUGUUUAUUGCAGAAAUCAAGAUCCAGAUGUUUUUUUGGCUGCGAAACAGUAUUUUGUUCAGUGGUGUAUAGACAAUGAUUUCACCAAACCACAGGAUGGUGAUGUGGUUGCCCCUCAUCUGACUCCAAUGAAGAGAAGCUGGAAUAAGACGAGAAAUGAUGAGCACAGGACACCUGAGCGCUCAUGCAGACAAAAGCUUUCUUUUGAUAAGUAACACUUCGUUUGCACUGUUCCGUCUGCUUCUUCAGAAGAUGAGUGAACCCGAUUCUUUUAAAAGCCAGUUGGAUGGACUGUAAGAAUUUAUGGAGCAAUGCAGAAAUGCAUUUUACAAUACAGUAGGUUUUAAUGUAGGUACUUAAACAAAGUGCAUAUCCCAAACAGAGUUCUAAAAAAUUAACAACCUAUUACAGCAGGACAAACUGAGUUCUUGUUGUUGAAUGUAUGGGCACUGUGCAGCAAGAGUCAUUUUACAAAUUGCAAUUCGUCGUUGUUACAAGAAGUGCUGAAGACACAUUACUGUUCCUUCUAGUCCCGAUCCCUUCCUCAGAUGAUUGUGAGAUGACAUGAACUAGUGGAAGAGCCUCCAGCUCAGGGAAGAGAGCAGUGAGUGAGCUUCUGACACAUGGAGCUUUGAAACAACCAUAGAUGGCAUCUUCAAGAAUAGCAGAACGAAUUUCAUUUACAAAAAUGAGGGGAGAGGGGAAUUUUAAGUACCAAAGAUUGCUUUUCUGGUUAUUCAAAAAGCUGCUGAUGAUCCAGGUCUCUUGCUCUAAGUGCGACUACAGUUUUUAUUGCCAUAACAAUGCAUUGCAGUGCCAUGCAGCCUUUUGUUGUUUUAUAGUGUAUUUUUGUUACAUCGAAUGCUACAUUGAAUGUUAUAUUUUUACUGUUACACUGAAUGACAAAACCCGUCUGUUGCUGGGGCGCUCGCAGAGGACAGAGCGGCCCCGGCGCUGCCAGGACGCGGCACCUUGUUCCGCGGCACCGCGCUCGGCCGGGCCCUGCGCGGACCCUCCGGUCUUGUCGCCCUUCCCUCUCGUCCCUGGACCUCUGAUCGCUGUUCCUGUGACGUCUUUUUAUCCCUUGUAGAACUAUAAAGGUUCUCACGUUUUUCCCUGGCAGGACUCGUGAGUGUUGCCGAAUGUCUGUCCAGGUGGAAGAGUGCCCGAGGAAGAGCUUUUCCUCUCGUGUUUUACUCAGGUCCAAGAGGAAGGCUGCUUUCAGUAAAUAAAACCUAAAAGCUUGAAAAAGCCCAUCCUCAAAACUGAAAAUGCAAAGCAAAAGGUUAAGUAACACUCAGAAAUUGGAACGAGAUUUGGGUUUUUAUAUCUGAAGUGGGGAAAGAAGAGCUCAGCGUUCCAUGUGGGCAGCCCAGUGUGGGUAACUGGUUAGUUGCGGAAAACUAACCCAACGCCAAGUCACUGCGGGAGAACUGCAGAGCUCUCUCCAUCUCUCAUUACAUUUCCUUUGCCCUUUUUGUCACGGGAGCUGACGGCUGGUAGGCAGGGGGAGGAGAAUGAGCUUCCACCUACUCAGAGUCCAUUUGCUGAAAUAACCAGGAGCUGCUUUGCACUCUGCUGCUUUCUGACGUACACGUACCCGUCUGUCUAAAGGUGACACGGUGCGGCCUCUGCUGUUCGUAUCUUUAACAAUAUUUCCAAUCUGCAGGUGUACCAGAUAACUGUUAGAAGGGGUUGUGACCUCUUUUAAAGAAUUUCUUAUUAUGCUUCAAGAAACAGCAUCAUAGAGUAAAGGCAUUUAUCUCCCUUAUGGGCAUAAAAUCAAGUGUUGUUCAGAAUAAUGUAAUUAUGUUACUGUUGCUUGGGUUUGUUUUGAAUCUGUUAUAAAAGGUGCACUUUAUACUUGGGAACUAUCUUUUGCUUACGUUUAAGGAAAAAAUCAUACUUAAUGUUAAAUUCUGAGACAGAGCGUUUCUUUUCCUCAUGUUAAUCUGAGCCUCUCGGGACUGAGAAUAAAUUUAUAAGCAAUGAUUUCACUCUUCUAA